AUGGACAGGAACUACCCCGGAGCCGGGUUCGGGGACCCGCUCAGCGCCGGGCCCGGCUGGAGCUACGAGCGCUCGGCCAAGGCCAGCCUGGUGUACGGGGGCUCGCGGGGGUCGCACCCCGACCCCGACCUGCUGCACCGGCAGCCCUACGGAGCGCCCCACCCGCUGCAGGGCUAUGCGGCCAACCACCACCCGCCAGGGCUGUCGGGGCUCUUCGAGACGGGGCUGCACCACGCGGGGGGCGCGGCCCCCGACGCCUCCGUCAUGAACCUGAUCUCGGCGCUGGAGUCGCGCGGACCCCAGCCCGGCCCCUCGGCCUCGUCCCUGCUCUCCCAGUUCCGCACGCCCUCCUGGCAGACCG
Messenger RNA from Lonchura striata (white-rumped munia), 361 nucleotides. The record is from RefSeq and is a predicted model, not a curated record. Lineage: Eukaryota; Metazoa; Chordata; Aves; Passeriformes; Estrildidae.